Molecule: messenger RNA, 1098 nt
Organism: Glycine soja
Lineage: Eukaryota; Viridiplantae; Streptophyta; Magnoliopsida; Fabales; Fabaceae
Product: calmodulin-like protein 1
Exons: 1
Coding region: 49-699 (216 amino acids)
Molecular function (GO): calcium ion binding
Source: RefSeq, a predicted model, not a curated record
CUUCCACUUCUCUCAAAACUAAAAACCUUAUAGCUUAUAUAUAUACACAUGCAAACCACAACCUUAGUAGAAGCAAUCUUGAAGCCAAUUUGUUUAUCUUUAGUACCACCUAGUCACAAAACAUAUACCAUGUCGAAUUUGAGUUUCCUUCAAUUUCAUAGUAGCAACUCGUUGGGGCACUCCUCUUUUCAACCCAAUAGUCCAAACCCGAACAACAACAUAAAAUCAUCAAAACAGACAUCAAAUGUAGGGUGCAAUAUUCAGCCAAAGUCAGAGGAAAUGAAAUGGGUGUUCGACAAGUUUGACACCAACAAAGAUGGCAAGAUUACCCUCGAAGAGUACAAAGCAGCAGUGAGAACAAUGGGGUGGGGAAUCGAAGGCACUGAGACUGAUGAGUCUUUUCAGGUGAUGGACUCUGAUGGAGAUGGCUUCAUUGACUUCAAAGAGUUCAUGGACAUGUUCAACGUGGAGGAGAGGGUGAAAGAGACGGAGAUCAAGAGUGCUUUUCAAGUGUUUGAUUUGAAUGGCGAUGGGAAAAUCAGUGCAGAGGAAUUGUCACAAGUUCUCAAAAGCCUAGGGGAAAGUUGCAGCCUUAGUGCUUGUAAGAAAAUGGUGAUGGGGGUGGAUAGAAAUGGGGAUGGCUUUAUAGACUUGAAUGAGUUUAUGAGGAUGAUGAUGAGUUGCAAGAAACUCACCUAAGUUCCGAGAAGGUCUAGAAUUGCUUGAACAGGAUGCGCGGAGUGUGAGAUGUUGUGAACUCUGGCUUCUUAUGCAUUAAAAAAAAAAAAAAAAAGACACCCGAGUGAUCAUAUAUGUUUUGGUGUGAUCAUAGGUAUUUGUCUUUUCCUGAUCAUAUCUUUUUUUCUUACUUUUCCUCUCUAUUUUGGGUUGCUAGAUUUGAUCUUCCAAACCAAAAGCAUCCAGACAGAAAAAAAAAAAGAAUAAAAUUUGAUCACGUAUGUACCACAAGGCCACAAUUAGAAAGAAACUUCUAAUUCUAAGAAAUUUUGUUUAAAGUAAAAAACCAGAGUAAACUGUGAAUCAGUGUGGCUUCUGAUUCAAGUUCAACUGAUUGAAUCAAUUGGUUUAAUCCCCUAA